This is a messenger RNA of Parastagonospora nodorum SN15, 717 nucleotides long. RefSeq lists its product as hypothetical. Lineage: Eukaryota; Fungi; Ascomycota; Dothideomycetes; Pleosporales; Phaeosphaeriaceae. The record is from RefSeq and is a predicted model, not a curated record. The transcript has a single exon. The coding region runs from base 1 to 717 and encodes 238 amino acids.
AUGCAGAAACGGAUCGUCCAGCGUUACGGAGCCACCGAAUUUGGCGCCAUCUUCAAAGUGCGCCUAGAUGAUAAAAAAGUCCCCGACGGCUCGGUUGGUGAGGUCGCAAGCGGCAUCGAUGUGAAGCUCUCAUACGGAGACGAAGGAGAAGUACUCGUCAAGAGUCCACACAUGUUCUCCAAAUACCUGCAAGAUCCUGAGGCCACUGCUCGCGCUCACAACGAGGACGGGUACUUUCGAACUGGCGACAUUGCGCGAAAAGAAGGGCGAUAUUACUAUAUCGUUGGAAGAGCAUCGCUUGACAUAAUCAAAUCCGGAGGAUACAAGAUCUCUGCGUUGGAUAUAGAACGCGAGCUGCUCGGCCUGCCUUAUGUUUCGGAGGCAAUGGUAGUAGGAGUCGCUGAUGAAGAGUUCGGACAACGUGUGGCUGCGCUGAUCUCGCUUCAAGAAGAGGAGUUGACAGACACAUUUGUUGAAACCCACGGCGACAAUGACUACGUUUUGACGAUAUCGGACGUGCGCCGCGAUUUGCGAGAUCGUCUGGCAGGUUACAAGCUGCCUACCCUUCUUCGAGUCGUCAAUAGUGAGCUUCCCAAGACGGCGACUGGCAAGGUACAGAAGAAGAUCCUAGGCCCGAAGUUCUUCCCAGUCGACUACCGGUCCAAUUCUGAGGUGCAACAGUGGGUGACAUCCCCUCGGCAGCUGGCAAAGCUCUAA